Messenger RNA from Tribolium castaneum (red flour beetle), 1204 nucleotides. RefSeq names its product neurogenic locus protein delta. The coding region runs from base 55 to 1050 and encodes 331 amino acids. The transcript is spliced from 6 exons. NCBI's taxonomy places the organism in Eukaryota, Metazoa, Arthropoda, Insecta, Coleoptera, Tenebrionidae. Gene Ontology annotation, cellular component: cell surface; extracellular region; membrane. The record is from RefSeq and is a predicted model, not a curated record. Gene Ontology annotation, biological process: cell communication; anatomical structure development. Gene Ontology annotation, molecular function: signaling receptor binding; calcium ion binding.
UUCACGGUCGUCGCAGAACCGUCUGGAAACCCAUCAGUGAUUGAUGGAAUCACCAUGAAAAGCGUUUUCGUCCUUUUCGUGCUUUGUGUGCCGUGUGUUUUGUCCGCCCGUUACGUGCCCAAAUGGAAGAAACAGGCUUGCGAAUUACCCACUUCGCAAAAUGAGCAUUCGCAUUAUGUGUGUGACGACGAUGGGGAGGUGAAAUGUCUGCCAGGAUGGACCGGGGAUUUGUGCGAUGUGCCCAAAUGCCGGCCUGGAUGCGAUCCGCUGCAAGGAUACUGCAACAGGCCGGGGGAAUGUUUGUGCAAGUUGGGGUAUUUCGGUGAAAAGUGCAAUAAAUGCAUUCCUUUGCCCGGGUGUCAGCAUGGCUAUUGCAAUGUGAGCUUUGAGUGCAUCUGCCACGAGGGAUGGGAUGGGAUCUUUUGUUCAGAACCGAUCUGUCGUUUGGAUUGCCACUCAACGAGGGGUUAUUGCGACAGUCCUGGCGAAUGCAGAUGUCGCCUGGGCUGGGCAGGACGAAACUGCAAGGACUGCCAGGUCCUGCCAGGAUGUCAGCACGGAUACUGCGACAAGCCUCUGGAAUGCAAAUGCCUGCCCGGAUACACCGGGAUUUUGUGCCAGACUCCAAUCUGUUCGAAGACGUGCCACAAGGAGCGCGGAUACUGCAGGAAACCGGGCGAGUGUCGAUGCAAAGUGGGUUGGUGGGGAAAUAAUUGUGAGAAAUGUUAUCCUUACCCAGGCUGCGUGAACGGCAAUUGCACGAGACCGUGGGAGUGUAAUUGCAAGAAGGGUUGGGGAGGGAUGCUCUGCGAUGAAGAACUGAACUACUGCGAAACUAAUCCUGACACGUGUAAAAAUGGGGCGAAAUGUGUUUCGCUCACAAAGAAUGACGGCAAUUACAAGUGUCUGUGUCGGGAAGGUACAUGGGGAAAAAAUUGCGAACAAUCUGAAUUUUCCACCACCGUUAAGACGCCCACAACUACCACCGUUGCAGGAUUUAACAAAACGAAGCAAAAAACCGAACCGCUCUUGGUGGAUAAUGAGACCUAACGAGGAACUUGAUACGGUUUCGUUCAUUAUUCGUAGCAACGACUUGGAGGCCAUAGAAGCACAAUAUUUAUUCACUCACUAAUUUAUUAUUAUUUAUUGUCGUUUUUAUUGCAAACUGUUACAUCUUUUAUCUGUAAUAAAAACAUAAAAUUGA